Lolium perenne is the source of this 502-nucleotide messenger RNA. NCBI's taxonomy places the organism in Eukaryota, Viridiplantae, Streptophyta, Magnoliopsida, Poales, Poaceae. The record is from RefSeq and is a predicted model, not a curated record.
ACGCACAUGGCCUUGAAAAUUUGCCAAAACAUUGUGCACAAAUACAGGGCAUGCAACUCCAUUCACUCAGCAUCUACGAGCAUAAACGAUCAAUCACACGAGUACUAGGAGCAGCUGGUGUUUGUAUUUUCCAAAAAAUGAGUGGACUGAAAUCUUCGUGGCCGGAAGUGGUGGGACUGACAAUCGAUGAUGCCAGGCAGAAGAUCCUCAACGACCGACCAGAUGUGAGGGUGGUUGUUGUGCCACCCGCCGCCCCAACCAAGGAGUUUAACAACAAACGAGUCAUCGUCUACGUGAACUCUACUGGCAAUGUCAUGCAGAUCCCCGUGAUUGCCUAGGCAUAGAUGUGCCGAUCGAUCAAGGCGGUGUUUUUCCUACAUAGUCGUAUUUCCAUGUGGCUAUUUGUUCUGUGUUAGCUAUGGGAAAAAUGUUGUGUCACUACGUAUUCCACCGCAGCAAAUAAACCAUUGUCGCCAGCAAUAAAAUAGUAUCAUUACUAUCA